AUGUUCAUAUCAUGGAUUUUAACAGUAUUAUGUUCAAUAUGUCUAGGAGUUUUAAUAACUCUGAUUUUUCAGUAUUAUGUAUACAUAAAAUAUUUCCAGCAGCAAGGAGCUACCAUACCAGAAAAAAAAAUAAAAUUAGAACCUUUUCAAUUACCCAAGGUUCUGUUGGAUGUUAUACAUUGUAACCAGCUUGUCACAAAAGAAAGCUGCGUUUCUUUAAAUUUAAUGCUUCAAUUUUUAUUUCACGAGCUUCGAGACACUGAAAAAAUUAGGUUAUGGUUUCGAAAAAAAUUAUGCAUAGAAUUUGAAGAAUUAUUAUCUAAAUCGACGAUUGGAAAAAUGGUUGGAAAUAUUAAGAUUGUUGAAAUUGAUUUAGGUUCAGAAUUUCCAGUGUUAAAUAAUAUAUCAAUACAAGAUGUUAAAGUCAAUAAAGAUUAUUCUCAUAUUGAUGUGUUGGAUUUAAAACUAGAUGUCAAUUAUUCAGGAGGUUUUAGACUAGUUGUAGAAGCUAACAUGCUUUUAGGAAAAGCAGCUUUAAUUUCUAUUCAAAUUAAUGAAUUAUAUGGAGAAGGCAGAUUAGAAUUUACUCGUUUGCCUUAUUCCCACUGGUCUUUCACAUUUUUUAACGAACCUAAAAUUGAACUUCAUGUUGAAUCAUAUUUCCAAGGAAGACCAUUCCAACAAAUCACAAACUUUAUUUCUAGUCAGAUUAAAAAAACGCUGAAAAAAAAACACACAUUGCCUAAUUACAAAAUAAGAUACAAGCCAUUUUUUACAUCUUCUCAAAAUAGUACUCAACCGGAACAAAUUCCAAAUGGACAACUUCAUAUGAUCAUUCACAAAGUAACAAGAUUAAAUGAAAUUGCUCCAGAAAUGUCGGAAGUUUUUUGCACCAGUGGCAUAGGUCGAGUGCCAUGGAUAGAUAUAAUCAAUUAUGGCAAAAACAAUUAUUAUUUAAUUGAUAUUGUUAUCACGAAAAGCGUUUUUCAAACAAUGGGUUUUGUUUUCAAGCAAGAAUAUUUAGAAGACAAAAAUCAAAAUUGUAUUCUUGUCGAAGAUUUAAAUCAAAAUAUUCCUAGCAGUCGAGAGGUUGGACUCAAACGAGAGGAUAUAAUAGUUUUCAUAGAUGGUAAAAAAAUAACUUCGAUAAAUCAGGUUCAAAAAUAUAUUAAAUCAGCAGCCGUACAAUUUACAAUUAGAGCAGAGAGAAAAAUUCGUGAUAAAGUAAUUGAAAAUUUCAAUGAUAAUAUAGAAUCUCAUUCCCUACCUUCUUCUCCUCUUUCAUUAAGUUUACGUAGGCGUAAAGGAUCUGAAAGUGAUGGUUGUAGUAUUAAUUCCACAUUAAGUUCUUCCUCAAACAAAAGUCAAAUGAAACGACCUGCAUCUGAUAUUGGUAAACCGUCAAAUUCACUCAUAGAAACAAUUAACGAAGAAGAAGCAGAAAAUAUAUUGAAACUUUACAAAUCGAAAGUUUUAUUUAACAAACAAAUUAUACAAUUUGAAGAAGUUGUAAUAUGUCCGGUCAAAAACGAUGAUAGAUUUAUUAAUAUAAAUGUUAAAUAUAACGAAUGUAAUUCCAAUACCGAUAAGUUAUUAGGUUUCGUAAACAUUCCAUUAAGUGAAGUUUUAAAUGCUUACGAUACAUUAAGAUGUUUAAAAUUAAAACCUCCUGAUAGUUUUUCCGCCAGUAACGUACGAAAUCAUCCUUUACUAAGUCACAACGGUUUCAUUCCAUUGUUAUGUUACGGAGAUAUUAUACUCACUCUUCAAUUUCAUCCAUCGCCGGAUGUGAUCGGAAAUGUUAAAAGCGUACCGGAAAUAAUCGAACCUAGUUCGGUGACACCUGAAUCGGAAACACCCAGUCAGGAUUUCGAAGAGAGAAAACACGAUUUUGUAAAAACACAUUUUCAAACUUCGACUCAGUGUGAAUUUUGUGGGAGAAAGAUUUGGUUGAAAGAUGCGGAAAAAUGUAAAAUUUGUGGUAUGACGUGUCAUAAAAAAUGCGUUGCUAAAUGCAAAGCAAAUAAAAUAUGCGUUCCACGUUCGGAUUCCACUGUUGGAAACAUUGGAGAAAAUUAUAAUUACGAAGAAGAUGGCGUUCGUGCCAGUCUUACGCCGGAACCUGGUUCCUCAUCUCGCGAAAGUACUCCUCAGCCGACUCCUACUAAAAAAAGACUCGGUAACCUUUUGGCAACGGUUGCCAGUCGGGGAUUGAAACGUGUGGGUUCUGCCAACAAUUUGACACUUCCCGGUGACGCGUCCUCAAAUUCUCAAUCUCGAAGUUUACCUCCUUCCCCCCAACAAUCACCGUCUCCCAGCAGAAAGUCAUCUCUUCCUUUGGAGUUGAGCGAAGAAAUUUCCGAACUUUUACAAGCGCUAAUGGAAAACGGAUCGGAUUCCGGUGACAUGAUGGAUUUUGCCAAAGAAACGGGGAAAACAUUAUACGAGGACCUCAAAUUGGACGAAAGAAAGGAUAAAAUAAACGAAAUGAUAAAUAAAUUGAACGUUGCAAUCAAUGCGGAAGCCGACACGAGAACAACAUUGGUGAGAGAAGAACAAGUGGAAAAAGAUCAAACGAACAAAGCGAAAAUAGCUUUUCUAAUUGGGAAAAGCGAUGAAAAAACUCAAGCUUUGGCCAUAUUAAUGUUACAUUUUUGUGCUGGACUUCAACACAUACAAGAUUUAGAAGAUCAAGAAAAAGAAAACGAAAUGGCCGAAGAAAUAAAAUUACCACCGACGUCAUCAUCAUCAUCAUCAUUCGGUGAAAUCAAAUAA
Pediculus humanus corporis (human body louse) is the source of this 2775-nucleotide messenger RNA. RefSeq lists its product as uncharacterized. The record is from RefSeq and is a predicted model, not a curated record. Gene Ontology annotation, biological process: mitochondrial calcium ion homeostasis. Lineage: Eukaryota; Metazoa; Arthropoda; Insecta; Psocodea; Pediculidae. The transcript has 16 exons. Gene Ontology annotation, cellular component: mitochondria-associated endoplasmic reticulum membrane contact site. Gene Ontology annotation, molecular function: lipid binding; protein binding. The coding region runs from base 1 to 2775 and encodes 924 amino acids.